This is a messenger RNA of Fonsecaea erecta, 3204 nucleotides long. RefSeq lists its product as hypothetical. Lineage: Eukaryota; Fungi; Ascomycota; Eurotiomycetes; Chaetothyriales; Herpotrichiellaceae. The transcript has 2 exons. Gene Ontology annotation, molecular function: metal ion binding. Bases 1 to 3204 code for a protein of 1067 amino acids. The record is from RefSeq and is a predicted model, not a curated record.
AUGGUCUCAAUCCGGGCAAAGCCUCGCUUCCGACAACGCCAAAGAAUCGACCCGGAUUACUGCCCCUGUACCAUCACCCAGUAUGAGUCGGAGCGCACUGGCAUGCGUAUCAUCGUGGUGGACCAGGAAGGCCCCAAGCUGCAUGGCUUCUUCGUUCUCGCCACCGAGAUCCACGAUGACUCCGGGGCGCCCCAUACGUUAGAGCAUCUCUGCUUCAUGGGAUCUAAGAGCUACAAGUACAAGGGCUUUUUGGACAAACUCGCCACCCGAGCAUAUGCGGGCACCAACGCGUGGACAGCCACCGACCACACGGCAUACACACUAGAAACCGCCGGCUGGGCAGGCUUCGCUCAGAUUCUCCCAGUCUACCUGGAACAUGUGAUCCUGCCAACGUUGACAGAUGCCGGCUGCACGACCGAAGUGCACCAUAUCGAUGGAAGUGGCAAUGACGCUGGUGUGGUGUACUCGGAGAUGCAGGGCGUGCAAAACAUGGCGUCGGAAUUGAUCGAGCUACAAUCCAAAAGGAUUCUCUAUCCCGAAGGCGUGGGCUAUCGCUAUGAGACAGGCGGGAUGCUGGAGCAGCUCCGUGUCCUGACCGCGGACCGCAUUCGAGAAUUUCACCGAGAGAUGUACCAGCCCAAGAACCUGUGUGUAGCUAUCUUUGGAGAAGCAAAUCACGACGAGCUGCUGGCCAUUCUGGACGAAUUCGAAACCUCGAUCCUCCCCGACAUCCCCAGUCCAGACGCUCCCUUCAAACGACCGUGGAUCGAGUCCAAACUUGCGCCCGCCUUGAAUCAGACGACUUUGUUGAGAGUGGAGUUUCCCGAGGAGGACGAAUCAUCCGGUGAGAUCGACAUCCGAUUUUUGGGCCCCAAUUGUGCAGAAGCUGUGGAAUUAGGAGCUCUCAACGUUGCCCUCAACUAUCUUGCCGGCUCUUCAGCCGCAUUGCUUGACCAUGUCCUUGUAGAGAAGGAGCAGCUGGCAAGUGGAGUCUUCUAUCAGCUCGACAGCCGGCCGCGCACGGAGAUCCAGUUUUCCAUGUCCAGCGUCGAGACCAAGCGGUUGGAAGAGGUCGAGAAACGUUUCUUUGAAGUGUUGAAGGAGGCCAUGGAACAGCCUUUGAACAUGGAUUUCUUGAAGGAUUGCAUCGACCGUGUGGUUAGAACCAGCAAAUACAAUGCUGAGGGCUCCGCCACGGCAUUUGCGGACUUCAUCAUCUCCGACUACCUGUACGGAAAGAGAGAUGGGUCAACCUUGGACAUUGUGAAAUCAUUGAAGCAUUAUACCGAGACCCUCGCCAGCUGGACGGAAGAUCAGUGGAAAACCUUUAUCAAGAAGUACAUUUCGGACGCGCCUCACGUGUCGAUUCUGGGUGUGCCUUCUGCGCGUUUAUCAGAGAAGCUGAAGACAGAUGAAGCCAAUCGAAUUGAAGAGCAGAAAGCCAGAUUAGGGCCCGAGGGGCUGAAGAAAAUGCAAGAAAAGCUGGACGCCGCAAAGGCCGAGAACGACCGCGAGAUACCAAGGGACUUGCUCGGGCAAUUCAAAGUGCCCUUGACGGAUUCGAUCCACUUUGUCACCAUCAAAGGCGCACGAGCAGGCCGGGCGCUGGAUCUCGGUCGGCGGGACACCAAAUUCCAGACAAUUAUUGAUGAGGAUGCGAAAGACGUGCCACUCUUUCUCAAUUUCGAACACAUUCCCACCAGCUUCACCCGAGUUCACCUGAUUAUCUCCACCGAGAAUCUUCCUGACGACCUCCGGCCCCUGUUGGCCCUCUAUAUGGAAGCAUUUUUCAGUCUCCCAAUCAAGCGAGGCGACAGGAUUAUCGAUUUCCAGCAAGUGGUCACCGAGCUCGAGCGGGAUACCGUCGGAUAUUCCAUUGAUGCGGCGAACAACCUGGGCAACGUCGAAGGAAUUCGAGUCAGUUUCCAAGUGGAGAACGAACAGUACGGAGUGGCCAUCAAGUGGUUGACUGAAUUACUCUACAAUUCCAUCUUCGACGUGGAGCGGCUCCGGGCUGUCAAUAGUCGUCUUCUUGCCGACGUGCCCGACGCGAAGCGCAGUGGAGAUGACAUGAUGAUGACCGUCCACUUCAUGACGCACUUGGCUCCCAAGUCAAUCACCCGUGCGAGGACGAUCUUGGUCAAGGCACUCUAUCUGAAGCGUAUCAAGCAUUUGCUCAAGGCUGAUCCAGAACGAGUAGUGGGCCAGCUGGAACGACUGCGCGAUUUAUUGUGCCGCUUUGAGAACUAUCGGAUCCUGGUCAUCACUGAUCUCGAAAAGACGCAGAAGCCCGUGAGCAUUUGGAAACCUUUCCUAGAGAAGGUGACGCCGACGGAGGAGAUGAGCCCCAUUGGCCGCCGCAUCGACCGUCUCAGUGAAGCUGGCAAGAACCCUGGAAAGCUCGCGUACGUUGUUCCCAUGCCGACGAUCGAUUCGUCCUUCGCAUUCGCCGUGGCGCGUGGGCCGACCUCGUAUGACGACCCGCAGCUGCCAGCCAUCAUGGUCGCGCUGGCAUAUAUGAAUGCCGUGGAAGGGCCGCUCUGGGUCGCCGUGCGAGGCACCGGACUGGCGUACGGGACCAACAUGGGUUUCGACAUCGAAUCGGGGUUCGUCCACAUCGACGUCUACCGUUCGCCUGACGCGUACAAGGCAUUCGAAGCAUCCCGGAAGAUCGUGUCGGACUACAUGACCGGAGCUGUCGACUUCGACCCGCUCAUGUUGGAGGGAGCGAUCAGCUCCAUCGUGGUCAUGUUUGCCAAUGAGCAACAAACACUGGCAAGUGCGGCCGGCGUGAGUUUCAUUCGAAGCGUGAUGCAAUGUCUACCCGAUGACCAUAUGAAACGAAUGUUGAAGAGAGUGAGGGACGUGACCGUGCCAGAUAUUAAGGAUGCGCUGCAGAAGGUGGUAUUCAAUGUCUUUGUGCCUGGGAAGGCGGAUAUCGUGGUGACGUGUGCACCAGGAUUGAAGGAGGGCAUUGCGGGUGGCUUGAAAGACGCAGGCUUCUCUCCCGAAAUUCGCGAUCUGAAUUACUUCCAGGAUGAUUAUGGGUUCAAACGCGCCGAGGGCGAGGACGAGGAAGAGGAGGACGACGGUGAUGAGGAUGACGGUGACGAGGACGAAGACGGGGACGACGAAGAGGAUGAAGGUUCAGACGACAUCGGAGGGAGUGAAGGGUAUGAGAUCAUCGAAGGGAAUGAAGACUGA